AUGCCCAGGUACACGGCGCACGUGCGCGGAGAGUGGCUGGCCGUGCCCUGCCGGGACGCGCAGCUCACGGUGGGCUGGCUGGGCCGCGAGGCCGUGCGGCGGUACAUCAAGAACAAGCCCGACAACGGCGGCUUCGCCUCGGUGGACGACGCCCGCUUCCUCGUGCGCCGCUGCAACGGCCUGGGUCUGCUGGACAAUGAGGACGCUCUGGGGGCGGCUCUGGAGGACAACGAGUUCGUGGAAGUGGUUAUAGAAGGAGAUGCUAUGUCUCCCGACUUCAUUCCUUCGCAGCCAGAAGGAGUUUACUUAUACAGCAAAUACCGGGAACCUGAGAAGUACAUCGCCUUAGAUGGGGACAGUCUGACCACAGAGGACCUGGUCAGCUUGGGCAAGGGACACUACAAAAUCAAGCUCACCCCCACUGCUGAAAAGAGGGUGCAAAAAUCCAGGGAAGUCAUAGACAGAAUCGUGGAAGAAAAAACUGUUGUUUACGGCAUUACUACGGGUUUUGGGAAAUUUGCCAGAACUGUAAUUCCUGUCAGUAAACUCGAGGAGCUCCAGUUCAACCUAGUUCGUUCACAUUCUUCAGGUGUUGGGAAACCACUAAUCCCUGAGAGAUGCCGGAUGCUCUUGGCUUUAAGGAUCAAUGUCUUAGCCAAAGGAUACAGUGGCAUUUCCCUGGAGACUCUCAAACAAGUUAUCGAAGUAUUUAAUGCCUCCUGCCUUCCAUAUGUCCCAGAGAAAGGAACUGUCGGUGCCAGUGGGGACCUCGCCCCGCUCUCUCAUCUUGCUCUCGGGCUGAUUGGAGAAGGGAAGAUGUGGUCUCCAAAGAGCGGCUGGGCUGAUGCUAAAUACGUCCUCGCAGCUCAUGGAUUGAAGCCAAUUGUUUUGAAACCAAAAGAGGGUCUGGCGCUCAUCAACGGGACACAGAUGAUCACCUCCCUGGGCUCUGAGGCUGUGGAGAGGGCCAGCGCCAUCGCUCGGCAAGCUGACAUAGUGGCGGCCUUGACCCUCGAGGUGCUCAAGGGCACCACCAAAGCCUUCGAUACUGACAUUCACGCUGUUCGUCCUCAUCGUGGGCAAGUUGAAGUUGCUUUUCGGUUUCGGUCCCUCUUGGACUCGGAUCACCACCCAUCUGAAAUAGCAGAAAGUCACAGGUUCUGCGAUCGUGUUCAAGAUGCAUACACCUUGCGCUGCUGUCCACAGGUCCAUGGUGUGGUGAAUGACACAAUAGCAUUUGUGAAGAACAUCAUAACCACGGAAAUUAACAGUGCAACAGAUAACCCUAUGGUGUUUGCCAACAGGGGAGAGACUAUUUCUGGAGGAAACUUCCAUGGUGAAUAUCCAGCCAAAGCCCUGGACUAUUUGGCCAUUGGUGUCCAUGAACUUGCUGCAAUUAGUGAAAGAAGAAUCGAAAGACUCUGCAAUCCCUCCCUCAGCGAGCUGCCUGCCUUCCUGGUGGCCGAAGGCGGUCUGAAUUCUGGAUUCAUGAUAGCCCACUGCACCGCUGCAGCCCUGGUUUCUGAGAACAAGGCUCUGUGCCACCCUUCGUCCGUGGACUCCCUCUCCACCAGCGCGGCCACGGAGGACCACGUCUCCAUGGGAGGAUGGGCAGCCAGGAAGGCUCUCAGGGUCAUUGAGCAUGUGGAGCAAGUGUUGGCCAUCGAGCUUCUUGCAGCCUGCCAGGGCAUAGAGUUCCUCCGCCCCUUGAAAACCACCACUCCACUGGAGAAGGUCUAUGACCUGGUGCGCUCUGUUGUGAGGCCCUGGAUAAAAGAUCGCUUCAUGGCCCCAGACAUUGAGGCAGCGCACAGGCUGCUCGUAGAGCAGAAGGUUUGGGAAGUAGCUGCACCCUACAUUGAAAAAUACAGGAUGGAGCAUAUUCCGGAAUCAAGACCUGUUUCUCCAACAGCAUUUUCACUGGAAUUUCUGCACAAGAAAUCUACCAAGAUCCCAGAGUCUGAGGAUCUUUAA
Messenger RNA from Rangifer tarandus platyrhynchus (Svalbard reindeer), 1974 nucleotides. Lineage: Eukaryota; Metazoa; Chordata; Mammalia; Artiodactyla; Cervidae. The record is from the annotation of a GenBank genome assembly.